Molecule: messenger RNA, 3116 nt
Organism: Suillus bovinus
Lineage: Eukaryota; Fungi; Basidiomycota; Agaricomycetes; Boletales; Suillaceae
Exons: 5
Coding region: 236-2833 (865 amino acids)
Biological process (GO): protein ubiquitination
Cellular component (GO): cytoplasm
Molecular function (GO): ubiquitin protein ligase activity
Source: RefSeq, a predicted model, not a curated record
UGUUAACUUAAGUUACUCGAUGAGAAACGGAAUAUUCUGGUGCUUACUACUAGAUGUGAUUAGUCAUUAACACAGCAUUGGUCAUCAAUACGGCACUGUGCAUAGAUUGCCCUGGUCCAAGAGACAAUCGUUCGUUCAUCCUUGUUCUACAACUGCCAUCACCACUGCUACCAGCACCACCACCACAUUCUUUUCUGCGACUGCGUACACUGUAGGGCGCAUUCUCAGAUCUGCCAUGGACAACAGCAACGGCGGUAACGACGAUGGUCGUGGUCAUCGUUUUGGUCACAACUUCCAUCUACCAACGUCAAUUCAGAACGUAUUUCGAAAUAUAAAUCAGGCUUUCUCCCAUAAUCAUGGUCAUCCUGCACAACAGGACUCUACACAGGAAGUCGUCAUGUCUGACGCGCUCCCGCCCGAGCCUAUAGACGCUCACGUGCUUGCUGUGGAUCCUAACAGGACUCCACUUCCAGAAAUUUCUGCUCUUCCGCUCCCCACUGAAACCUCCCAGUCUAUACCAUCCGCAGAAGACGUAGACAUGCCACUUGCUUCCAGCACCUCAUCCUCACAAGCCCAGUCCACCCACGAUGACGAUGAAGACUCCAUGCCUGAGCUGCGCUCCGUAUCAGACUCUGAUGAGUCAGACGACAGCCAGUCCUCUCAUUCAGAAACAAUACCCAAUCUCCUGGCUGUCGAUGAUGACCACGACAGUGACUGGACGGAUGAUGAAGACGAUCUACCACCGCUCGAGCCUAUCGCCGGGAGUAGACGUGCUCGGGUAGAGGAUGAUGUAGACGAAGCCCGGGAUCGCAGGCAUCCCUCAGAGCGUCACCCACCUGCCGGCAACCUGGCGUUCUUAGAUGGCUUCUUGGCUCCCUUAUUUGGGAUGAAUCCAUUGCCUGGUGGUAAUGCAACUCCGGGAGCUGGACCUGGCGCUGAGAAUAUCACGGUAGAACAGACUGGUUUCACUUUCACCAUACCUGUUGGAGGUCCUCCGAACCAGAAUGGAGGUGGUCCUGCCCCACCCCCAUUCGGUCCAGCGAACGUGCAACCAGAUGCUGCUGGAGGUCAAAAUGAUUUUCUCCAAGCAUUCGCAGAUUUUUUGCAGCAAAUGCAACAAUUCGGAGGGCUUGAUGAUAGUCGAGAAGAUCCUGAACGAGCAAAGAAACUCAUUGCAGGUCUGGAGACCGUACCCGUAGGGCUCGUAAAGCGCUUGGAGAGAGUUGGUGGCGCGCCUGGUGGUCAUGUAGAUGGUACAGAGACUACCGACUCGUCCACUCCGGGAUGCGCAAUCUGUUGGGAUACUUUACUGGAUGCCGAGAGUGAUAGCUUCAAACCGAAAGCUGCAGAGGAGCCACCUACUGGAGCGACAGAUUCUGACCUACCGUCCAGUUCCAACUCUCCGUCAGAAACAUCUGUCUUUGAGGCACCCAAAAUCAUCUCCCUUCCUUGUGCCCAUGUCUUCCAUGAAUCAUGUUUGCUCCCCUGGUUUACGAGGGCGAAGCAAGCAACGUGCCCAACAUGUCGGUUCAACAUUGAUCCUGAGAACCUUACCAGUUCGCCGCUUCCUCAUCAUCCUUUCAACUUUGGAGCGCCCCGUCCAACCCCACAAGCAAACGGUGCUACUCCUGCUGCGCAAGCAGGUACCACACCUGUGCCUAAUGCAGCACAACCCAUACCAGCUCCUACUGCCGAGCAAGCCGCAGCCGCUCCUCCGCCUGCAGGACCCGCCGCCCCUGAAGCAGCAGUAGCAGCUGGACCAGCGCCUCAGCCUGCAGCUAACCAGAUUCCCGCUAAUUUCUUCAACCCUGGUCAGCAGCGCUUCAACCUGUCGAAUGGCGUGCCUGUUGGACCUGGAGCCACUGUACAUAUCCUACAAUUUCCUGGCGGGGGGAAUUUCCAGGACUUACUUCGUCGUGGAACAGGAGCUGUUCCUGCUGGGGCAGGCCCCAUGCCGCCACCUCCACCUCCAUUUCCUCGCACCCGUACGCAGUCGCUUCCUAACAUCGCGGAUAACCGUCCCACCGGCGGUAUACCACUGCCACAGCAGCAGCCUCCCACACAGGGGCAGUCCCAGUCACAAGGGGAGCCGCAGUCACAGGAACAGCCUCAGCCUCAAAACGAGGCCCAGGAGCAGCCCCAGAAUCAAACUCCAGGGCCAGUUCCAGGGCAAAGGCAAGGUCAAGCACCAGCUGUCGGCGAGGUGCCCCAGGAGUUCCAAAACUUUAUCAAUAAUCUCAUUCAAAGCGCUACGCGUACCUUCAUCCCCGUUCCGAUCUUCACCAAUGGACCCGCUGUACCACAGGGGCAUUCUCAGCCUGCACAAGGGCAAGAGCCACCUGCUGAUGGAGCACAGGUUCCUCCAAAUGCGCCCCCUCUAAAUGGUGCCCUGCCGGUGCCACCAUUCAACUUCCCGCAUGCGCACCCCAUUCGCCCGACGCGCCCUAUGCCUCCGCGCCGCGAGAGGAAGACAUGGAUGCUGCCCGCCGCCCCCGGUCCCUCUCUGCGGCAACGCGUGGAGCAAAAGGAGCGCGAGGCGGGCCUACGGUGCUACGAUCCUUCGUGUGGUAUUGGCCCGUCUGACGAAGACCCCGCCCCUGAAAUACUGGCUGCGUCAAUGAAACAGCUCUCGAUACAUCCAUUGUCACAUCCUGGAGAAGGAUCUUUGUGCGCGCAUACAUUCCACCCUGCGUGCUUGGUUAGUGCGGAGCGCGUUGCUGGAUGGGGCGCAGAAGAUAAAGCGGAACCGUACGUGGAGGUGUCAUGCCCAGUGUGCCGUGAUUUGGGAUCCGUCACGAGGGAGGAGUGGGAGGAGGGCGUGUCGGCUCUCUGAAUGAUCGAUCGAUAUUGCGAUCGUCCGUUCAUUUUUGCAUGCUUCUUUGAAGUGUACCUGUAUGUCUUGUCUCUAGUAAUGGUGUCUCAUAACGCACAAAAAAUGCCACUUCUCAGAUUAUUUUACGUCUCUAGAUCGUCAAUUUCAUUGCCUGUUAUCGCAACAUAGUUACAUGUAUGUAUGCCCCGUUCUAAUUGCACACACGCAAUAUAUGCAUUCAUGGAUCAUGUUCAUGGAUCAUGUUCAUGAACAUCUGAACACUCAUCGAGCCUUAUCGCCGCUA